Aspergillus pseudotamarii is the source of this 713-nucleotide messenger RNA. RefSeq lists its product as uncharacterized. Bases 179 to 577 code for a protein of 132 amino acids. NCBI's taxonomy places the organism in Eukaryota, Fungi, Ascomycota, Eurotiomycetes, Eurotiales, Aspergillaceae. The transcript is spliced from 2 exons. The record is from RefSeq and is a predicted model, not a curated record.
AGGAAAGCCGUAUCACUCCAUUAGUUACCUAUGACCUUCCACAAGCAGCUUCACGAUUGGCGACCCCUCAAAGUCACAACCAAUUGAACGAAUAAAUCGUUCUCUUCCCGUCCUUAUAAACUACUGAUUCGUCGCUACAACUCUUUGAGCUCGAUCUCCUAAAUCUCCGAUCGCAACAAUGACCGGUUCGGAAUCUGCAGUGGAGAAGACCAAGCAGUCUCUCAUGCAAAAAGCUCAAGCAUGGGGAGAAAAUCCUUUCACCCCGACGCUCCUCGCAACCUUCAUUACCGCACAGUACAUGCGGCCCUUCCAAGCACUUCCGAUGCUCUUCCCACCCGUCCUUUUGUUCACAAGCUAUGCCAAUCUUCAAGGUUUCAAGACCGAUAGCGCAGGAAUUAGCGCUGCCUGGUCGGGACUUUACCUUUUGCUUGCCGGUCGGCGACGCCAGCCCUUCAUGAAGAAAUGGGGUGCCCGGGGCAUCGUCCGCGGUGUGACCAUGGGUCUCUGCUUGGCCAACAUGGUUGGUGGCGGACUUGCGUAUACUUUGGGGAAAAGGGAAGAAGAGGACGACGAUUAAAAGUCGACCUUUGCGCCGUGGUCUCUGGGCUGUACGAUAAUGCGUGGUUUUUAUGCUACUAUGACUCUAUUAAAACGUAGUGCGGGCGUCGUGGCGGUAUGGUGUUUUGGUUGAAUCUUAUGAUGGAAAAGUUAUU